AUGUACGAGACUGGAGAUGAGGGGACGGGGAGGGACGAGGACGAUGCAGGGGAUGGUGGCACUGAAGCGGAUCAGUUUGUAAUGAGGACGUUGCUGAUUGACAACUACGACAGCUACACCUUCAACCUCUACCACCUGCUUGCUGACGUUAAUGGAGGUGGUCCCCCCAGUGGCGGUGUGAAACAACGAGGUGUCCUGGGGCUGGGUUGGGAGUACCGCAAGGGCCUGCUGCUGCAUCAACGCCGCUCUCUCGCUAAAUAUCUGCCUGCCUGCAUACGAGUCUCUCCCUUUGUAUGUCUCCCCUUCCCCCAUCCACCUGCUGCAGUCCCCCCAGUGGUGGUGCGAAACGAGGUGCCCUGGGAGUACCUCAAGGGCCUGCUGCUACACCAGCGAAUCUCGUCCUCUGUAUAA
Closterium sp. Yama58-4 is the source of this 411-nucleotide messenger RNA. The record is from the annotation of a GenBank genome assembly. NCBI's taxonomy places the organism in Eukaryota, Viridiplantae, Streptophyta, Zygnematophyceae, Desmidiales, Closteriaceae.